This is a messenger RNA of Linum tenue, 723 nucleotides long. The record is from the annotation of a GenBank genome assembly. Lineage: Eukaryota; Viridiplantae; Streptophyta; Magnoliopsida; Malpighiales; Linaceae.
AUGAUAGGUGAAGUAGCAGUCCCUAUUGAUCAAACUAAGGGCGAUUUUCUAAUCCAAGUAAUAAAUAAAGAACAAAUUAGAAAAAGAUUAGCUAAACUAAGAUCAGAAGAACGAAAUAAAAUAGCUUAUAUUCAUAUUAGUACAAUUCAAAUUAUAUUAAAAUCAAACAUGAAAAUAGGAAUUGACGCACCCAUGGUAUUAGAAAUUCGUGAUGAUAGACUCAUUAACGAAGAAGAAAGUAUUAUUGCCAAAGGAACGGGAAAUUUAGGAGUAGGAAUAAUUAAAUUUGAUAUUAACCUACAACAAGGAUUGAACCUGACAGAUGGUAACCUUGACUCUUCUAUCAUUAUAAAAUAUGAAUUAAAAAGAGAAAAUUUUAUGAAAGAAAAUAGCAAACCAUUUUCAGUAACUUAUCAAAUAAACUAUACGUUAACAGAUAGUCACCAUAGUUUAACCUUAAAAAAUAAAGAAUUAAUCACUAUAGAAGAUUUAUUUAAACUUUUAAUCCAAUUAGAAGCACCACUAAAGACCGUUAAAAUAAAACCUAGCCGACCAUCGAUAACCCAAGACCAAAGACGGAUGAUUAGAACACAAUCAGAGAGGAUUAGGCAUAUCCCAGUAAUUGAACAAGAUCUAGAACGAGAAGAGAUAACCAAUAAUCAAGUAAUAAAUAAGUUGGAGAAAUUGCAACAUUCAAUAUCAAAUCUAGAAAAUAAAAUCUAA